This is a messenger RNA of Dimorphilus gyrociliatus, 2098 nucleotides long. The record is from the annotation of a GenBank genome assembly. Lineage: Eukaryota; Metazoa; Annelida; Polychaeta; Dinophilidae.
GCAGAGCCGCUGAGAUAUCGAAAGUAAUAGUUUAAGACAAUGACUGUCUUCAGUAAAAAUUAUAUUGCCGUGGCGCCUUAUUUGCAGAAAGGAAUUGAUUUGGUCACAAAAGCAACUGACGAAGAUCGUGCAAAAAACUAUAGCGAAGCCUUAAGACUGUAUGAACACGGUGUUGAAUAUUUCUUACAUGCUAUAAAAUAUGAAGCACAUAGCGAAAAAGCAAAAGAAAGUAUCAGAGCUAAAUGUGUUCAAUAUUUGGAAAGGGCUGAAAAAUUAAAAGCCUAUUUGAAUAAUGAUGGAAGUGAUAAAAAGAAACCGGUUAAGGAUGGAAGCACGAACGAUAAAAACAGUGACAGCGAGGAAGAACCUGAAAAAAAGAAAUUUCAAUCCCAACUCCAAGGGGCAAUUGUAAUGGAAAAGCCCAAUGUCCUAUGGGAUGAUGUAGCUGGCUUAGAAGCAGCUAAAGAAGCUUUGAAAGAAGCUGUUAUAUUGCCUAUAAAAUUCCCUCAUUUGUUCACCGGAAAAAGAACACCUUGGAAGGGUAUUUUAUUAUUUGGACCACCAGGAACUGGAAAGUCAUACUUAGCGAAAGCUGUUGCAACUGAAGCAAAUAAUUCUACUUUCUUUUCAGUCUCAUCAUCUGAUUUGGUUUCAAAAUGGUUAGGAGAGAGUGAGAAGCUUGUAAAAAAUCUCUUUGAAAUGGCUAGAGAAAACAAACCUAGUAUAAUAUUCAUAGAUGAAGUUGAUUCAUUAUGCUCCGCUAGAAGUGAAAAUGAGUCUGAAUCUGCAAGAAGGAUAAAAACGGAAUUUUUAGUCCAAAUGCAGGGUGUCGGAAACAAUAAUGAUGGAGUUCUAGUUUUAGGAGCGACAAAUAUUCCAUGGGUUUUAGAUGCAGCUAUUAGAAGACGUUUUGAGAAGCGUAUAUAUAUUCCUUUACCCGAGGCCGGCGCCCGUACUACUAUGUUUACCUUACACAUUGGUAAUACUGUGACGCAAUUAAAACAUGAAGAUUUUAAAGCUUUAGGAGAACGGAGUGAAGGAUAUUCCGGAGCUGAUAUAUCAUUAGUUGUACGUGACGCCCUCAUGCAACCAGUACGAAAAGUUCAGACAGCAACUCAUUUUAGAAAAGUCAAAGGGCCAUCUCCUAACAACAAAGACCUUGUUGUAGAUGAUCUUUUAACACCCUGCAGUCCUGGUGCUCCAGGAGCAAAGGAAAUGAGCUGGAUGGAAGUUCCAGGAGAUAAAUUAUUAGAACCACCAGUAACAAUGAAUGACAUGAUUAAAUCUCUAGAAGUACAGAAACCAACAGUAAACGAGGAAGAUCUUAAAAAGCUGCAAAAGUUCACUGAUGAUUUUGGCCAGGAAGGUUAAAAUCAGCGGAAACAAACUGCUUAAUAUUUACUCUCAAAAAUAAAACAUAAAAAUUAUAUAUUUUAUUUCGUUUUAACCAUGAAUGAUUUAUUCAAUAUUUUUUAAAUUGUAUGUAAAGAGUAGCUGCUUCAUUUCCGUAUGAAGUUGAAGUAAGGAAAAUAAAACUUGUUCAUACUUUAGUUCAAUUACAUCGUAAGUAUAUAAAUAUAUAUAUAAAUUUAUAUAAAUAUAGACAGUAUAUAUGUAAAGCUUUAAUUGAUACGAAAUUUAUUCUUCUGUUUUUAUAGUUUUCUAAAAUUAAGUUAUAUUUAUUACAGAUUGAAAAUAAUAAACAAUUGGUUUCCAACUAAUUAACUUCAUAGUUAAUUGCUAUUUCCUUGUUUGUUUUAUAAUUUAAUUACUUUUAAAUAGGCGAAUACCUAUUCCCAUUAUAUUUUAAUUACUAAUUCAAGUAUUAGUCAUUGAAGAGUUACUAUCUUAUCUCUUCUCAUUUUGUCAUUUUGAACCGGAAUUUCGUGCGUAAUUUAUUCACUAUUCAUGUGACUAUGAUUCAUUUUCUACUCUUUUGAUAAAUCCUCACUAUAAUUUUUCAUACGAAAUGGGGGAAAAUGAGAGAGCAUAUAAAUCAUACUUGAGUAUGAAUUGUAAAUCAUUUAAAAUUUAAAAGUAAAUAAGGGUACGACCACAAAAAUGGCAUAAGAUAUACUUCAUUAACUAACUAGUUAUU